UCUACUAGCAAGCGGAGAAAGAUAAAUACAUAGAGAUACGUCUUCUACAUACGAGCAUGUACUGUGUUAAACAAAAUAUCAGGCGUGGACUAACAGUAACGGGGAUUAAAAACAGUAUUCAAUUCGUAUUACUACUCAAAGUACGACGUUCACAUAUCAGACAUCAAAUGAAUAUACUUAGGUAUUUAAAAAAAAUUAUAUAAAUUAAAUUCAAAAACUAAUUUCGAAUUAAAGUAAAGUUAGAAGGAAAAAAAAUGUUUCUUUUAAAGCUACAUCUGCUUUCCAUAAUCCUAAUUUGUUAUCCCGCGUUCUUCAAUAUACGAAUAAAUUGUGCAAAUAUUGAUGGAAAUAAAUUUGUUGAUAUUUCUGGUCUUGAAACUAUAGUCACCGAAAAUAGCAUGCAAAGAAAAUUAAAUAACGACAGCUUAGCAGCGACCGAAUUGGAUAUUUUAAUGCCGCCCAUCGAAUUAACUGAAUCUUAUUUGGAUCUCACCGGUAUCGCUAAAUCGAACUUGAAUGCCAAUGAGCAGGUUAAGAAUUCGGGUAAUGAGGCAUCAAAUUGGUGGCAUACUUACGAUGCUUUGCUGUUGGCUCUUGGUAUGGUCGUCAUGCUGCUAUUAAUGGUUCUAUUCACGCAUUGCAUUUGGCGGCGACAUCUUGAGCGGCGCGCAUGUGACUGGGAAGCCGAAAAUGAGCGACUAUACUGCAGCACUCCAUAUUAUAUGGAUCGCAACCAAAUAUUGGUUUACUAAUUUCACUUUUUAUACUAACCGUCAAUUAUACUCGUACUUAU
Ceratitis capitata (Mediterranean fruit fly) is the source of this 793-nucleotide messenger RNA. RefSeq lists its product as uncharacterized. The transcript is spliced from 3 exons. The coding region runs from base 255 to 752 and encodes 165 amino acids. The record is from RefSeq and is a predicted model, not a curated record. Lineage: Eukaryota; Metazoa; Arthropoda; Insecta; Diptera; Tephritidae.